CAAUUUAGUACUCCGAGCAAUUAUUUGUAGCAUAAACUGAGGCGAUUAGAUUUUGUCAACAGUCUUAAAUCAACGACAUUGAAACAUGGCAAAAGAAACCCUGGUUUGCGGAGAUCAAAGAUGGUCACUUAAGGGUAUGACCGCCCUGGUCACUGGUGGAACCAGAGGCAUAGGCUAUGCCAUUGUUGAAGAACUAGCAAAAUUUGGAGCAAUUGUGCAUACAUGUUCACGCAACCAAAAAGAUAUCGAUGAGAGGAUACAGGAGUGGGAAAGCAAGGGGUUUAAAGUAAGUGGUUCUGUAUGUGACCUGACAUCUAAAGCCGAGAGGGAGAAGCUGAUUGAGACUGUAUCUUCUGCUUUUGAUGGCAAGCUUAACAUUCUAGUGAAUAACGCGGCAGUAGUUGUAAUGAAAGGGAUAACAGAACAUACUUCUGAAGACUACUCUAGAGUAAUGAAUACCAAUUUUGAGUCUCCUUACCAUCUUUGUCAACUUGCAUAUGCUGUCCUGAAAGCAUCGGAAAAUGGAAGUAUUGUAUUUAUCUCCUCAGUUGCUGCCACGGUAGCUCUACCGCAAUUAUCCGCCUAUGCAGCAUCCAAGGGAGCAAUCAACCAAGUUACUAAAAACUUGGCAUGUGAAUGGGCAAAGGACAACAUUCGCACAAACACUGUUUCACCGUGGGCUACCAGAACCAAACCAAUUGAUCCGAACCAUCCUGCUUCUGUGGCAUAUAAGAGGAUAAUAGCUCAUACGCCAAUGGCACGCCUAGCAGAACCUAAUGACAUUUCAUCACUGGUGUCAUUUCUCUGCAUGCCUGCCGCUUCAUACAUCACUGGACAGGUUAUUGUGGUUGAUGGGGGGUGGUCUGUUGAGGGUAUGACGGCCCUAGUCACUGGUGGAACUAGAGGGAUCGGAUAUGCAAUAGUGGAAGAACUAGCGGGGUUUGGAGCGAUAGUACAUACAUGUUCACGGACUGAAACAGAGCUCAAUGCUAGGAUUCAAGAAUGGAAGAGUAAGGGGUUUAAAGUAACCGGCUCAGUAUGUGACCUCAAAAUCAGAGCUCAACGGGAGAAGAUGAUGGAGACUGUCUCCUCUUUGUUUGAUGGCAAGCUCAACAUCCUUGUGAAUAAUGCCGGAACAGGUAUUCCAAAGGAAACAAUAGAAUACACAGCUGAGGAUUUCUCGACUCUGAUGGUUACCAAUUUCGAGUCUGGUUACCAUCUGUGUCAACUCGCACACCCGCUUUUAAAAGCAUCUGGAAAUGGAAGCAUUGUAUUCAUCUCUUCUGUCACAGGCUUAAUAGCUAUACCUCUAUGUUCAAUCUAUGCAUCAACAAAAGGAGCAAUGAAUCAACUCACAAAGAACUUGGCGUGCGAGUGGGCAAAGGACAAUAUUCGAGUGAAUUCUGUUGCACCAUGGAUUAUCAGAACCCCACUCACUGAUACAGUAGAAGGUGAUUCCAAAGUGAAGGAAGUUAUAACUCGCUUAAUAUCUCGAACUCCUAUUCCCCGUGCUGGAGAGCCUGAAGAAGUUUCAGCUGUGGUAGCAUUCUUAUGCUUUCCAGCUGCUUCAUAUGUCACUGGGCAGGUUCUUGGCGUUGAUGGAGGAUACACUAUAUCUGGGUUCUAGACCAACUCAAAAAGAAAAAGAUCUAAUCUGUUUUGGCUAGUUGUCUUAAUAACCUCUCUGUUAAUAAAGAGAAGAGCUUCUUCAGUGUUGUA
Messenger RNA from Pistacia vera, 1719 nucleotides. Its product is annotated as tropinone reductase homolog. Lineage: Eukaryota; Viridiplantae; Streptophyta; Magnoliopsida; Sapindales; Anacardiaceae. The record is from RefSeq and is a predicted model, not a curated record. The transcript has 10 exons. Gene Ontology annotation, molecular function: oxidoreductase activity. Bases 86 to 1627 code for a protein of 513 amino acids.